CGGAGGGAUUAACGGGAGCUGUACUUGGAGGAUGUGCGGUAUGGACGUGGACUUGGACGAUGGCGGUUCAGGCGAGGAGGAGAAAGAGGAGGAGUUCUGGAUCGGGGAGGGGGUAAAGAUGCUGCCCCCUCCUGUGGCCCACAGUGGGGGCAGUGCGUGGGGCAGCCGCAGGGGCAGGUUGGGCUGCGUGGCCUGCGGGGCGGCGCUCAUCCUCUGGGACCUGUGUGUGGUCUUAGCCAGUGCUCUGCUCCUGGCCCUGGUCUUCUCUGUGGUGCUGCUGCCUGCAAUGCUGCUGCUGUACGCCGGUUUCCUGUGCCACUCCAGGGUCCUUGACGCCCCCUCUGCCAUCUGCCGUUACCUUGACGACAACAGCUGCUCCGCCCUCAUCAUCUUGGGUUUCGUGAUGAUGUCGCCGCUCGUGGUCGUGGCCGCCGCCAUCUUCUGCGGGCUACUCCGACGGUUUCGACUCCUGCUGCUCAUUCAACCGAUCACACGCGCCUGGUACCGAGGGCGGCUGCUGGACUGGGCGGGCAGCGUCCACGCCUGGGUCUGAUCAUAAUGAAGCAGGAGGCGAUGAUGGUCGGGUAUGCUCAGAGU
Molecule: messenger RNA, 597 nt
Organism: Anoplopoma fimbria (sablefish)
Lineage: Eukaryota; Metazoa; Chordata; Actinopteri; Perciformes; Anoplopomatidae
Gene: tmem88bl
Product: transmembrane protein 88
Exons: 3
Coding region: 32-553 (173 amino acids)
Cellular component (GO): plasma membrane
Molecular function (GO): PDZ domain binding
Source: RefSeq, a predicted model, not a curated record